This is a messenger RNA of Colletotrichum destructivum, 4311 nucleotides long. Its product is annotated as Putative NmrA-like domain, NAD(P)-binding domain superfamily. The record is from RefSeq and is a predicted model, not a curated record. The transcript has a single exon. NCBI's taxonomy places the organism in Eukaryota, Fungi, Ascomycota, Sordariomycetes, Glomerellales, Glomerellaceae. The coding region runs from base 2867 to 4303 and encodes 478 amino acids. Gene Ontology annotation, cellular component: nucleus.
AACUUUUUUCUGCUACCACCAUCUCAUCCCGUCAUCCCGUCAUCCCGUCAUCCUGCAUCCCCAAAAACCCAAACAAGCAACAGCAACAGCAACAGCAACAGCAACAGCCCUCCCUCCAGCUGCGCCCAACGCCAGCUGUGUACUCCGGGGCUUCCCAAAUGGUUGAUGAUGGCUGGUGUGCCUGUGCCUGUGCGUAUGUGCAGUAUGUACACUAUGUGUGUGUGGUGUUUGGUGUUUCCGCCCGAUGGAGCCCCAUUGUUGUUGUGCUUGCAUCAAGGUCCGAAGCGAAAACGCAACGUGCUCAUCCAUCCCCCUCCCCUCGUGGCCGCCGGCGAAGAUUCAAUUAUUAACAGAAAAGGGCCAGCCGCAAGGUCUUGACGCGCCAUCGCCCAUGCCCUGUCCACCGGAUCAAGUCACCUCCUAGUUAAAGAGCAAAUUUUUUUCCCCCUGUUUCCCCUCUUGCUUUUGGCCCUGCCCACCAAAUCCUGAGUCGAAACGCGACUCGACUCGACUGUUGUAGUUGUGAUUGUUUCGCCUGCCUCAAGGAUACCUGACUUACACAUCCUCCGUCAUCAAUCGGCAGACACCGCCGCCUGCACGGCCCACAACGACACGGCUUCGCUUGUCCGUUUCCAGUUGGUCAAACCAUCCGCCACACGGACUGGCUGGCACCGGCAUCGAAAGCUUUGAUGCUCCUCAACUGAGAACCGAGAUCAAUUGAGGUCAUCCGGUCUUCACCACCUUCUGCCCUUGACCAGAAGGCGUUGGAUCCUUCUCCUGGUCCAUCUGCACUUCCCAUCCAACCCCUCUUCCGUCCUGUCUCUCUCAACUUGGCAGCCAGCCUGGACUUUCUGCUCCGAUCGUCUUACCUUCUCCAUAAGGUUCGACUUCACAUAAGGCGACCCCAUAUCUCUCGCUCGCUCUGCAUGCGAGCCCUUGUUGCCUGCAAGCAAAAGAGCCGCCCGACGACACAAGCAGAAGGCCAUUUGGACGAAACGGCAUCAUCCAAGACCCCAAGCACCGUCACCUGAUCCGUCCACUACCCACCACACCGUGCAGCUCUUCCUCUUUUCACCCUCUGCCUUUCCAUACACCGCUGUGAAGAAUCAUUCCCCCCGAAACCAGCCAUCAGCCAUCGGAUCUCCACGCCGAAAUUCCCCCUUGCUCGUUCGCUGGCUUCAGUCUCCCCAAACGACCAGCCCACGAGGCGUCCCAGCCAGCGACAGCACGACACUCAAGCAACACCUCAUCCUUUCACACAGGGUCACGGUCAACCACUGCUUCUUCUGAUUGGUCGAUUCCCCGGCACCCUGAGUGGUGGGUGUAUUUGCAUGCAGAUUAAACCAUCGGUGGACAACCCGACGACGACGACGGCGGCAGCAAAUCCAGCGAGCACGCACACCCGCAUUACCCUGACGAAAGUGUCCCGACUGGGCAAGUCGACUUAUAGCAGUUGGUCAUUUGACUGAGACCGGCAGGGGACGUCAACACACAAACACACGCACACGUUCUACCGCACACUCUCACUGCCACUCUCGCUGUCACUCAUCACUCUCACGCCUCACUAUCAUACACUCACACGUCUCACUCGCUAUUGCUCACACACACACACUUGUUAUCUCUCCCACAACCCUCAGCUACAACGCUACGGGACGCACAUCUAUCCGCACACCAUCGACUUGCCGUCUCGUCCACUUACAGACACCCCCCUCCAUCAUUCUACAGCUUCUGCAGCUGCCAACGUCCAACUCUUGGGCACUUAUCUCAGGAACACCCGGGGCAAGGACGAGACAGUGUGCAACAAGGCCCCGGGAUAUCUCUCUCCUGACCUGCGGGUUUCUGCCUCAUCCUCGUUCCGACGAAUUUCCCUUAUCAGCAUCGGCGAGUGUAUCCUAACUUGUCCUCUUCUUGUCUCUCCCGCAUUUCCACACCCCCUACCACCAUCACCGCCUCCGCCGACGAACGCAGCCUAGCCUGUCGUCCGUUCAUUCCCCCGGAUCUUUUGAUCGACCUUUUGUCCUGAAAAGGCGUGCGUCCAUCUCUUAGAUCUUGGCUUUCCUGGCGGCUUGCUGGGGUCAACCCCGCCAUCGACCAAAAAAAGGAGCUGCCAUUUCGAUAACGGUGUUUGCUACUUAUCUAUUUCGCCAUUUGCUCCUCUCAACCACACCCCUCAGGGUUCUUGAAUCAUUGCGGCCCAGGAACCGCAUUUCGAUUAUUACUUCCUCACCCCCCCUCGCGAACUCACCCCGUCCGUCACCUCACUUCACCUCGUCCUUUUCACUGGCACGACACCCUUACUCAAGUCUGUUUCUGUCUACGCGCCGCCUCCUACGAAGUACAUUGUCCUCGCGUGCGCAAAGGCCAGUCCGGAGACCAGGCCUGCACUUGGCCCGUUCAGUCCUCCCCUAUUUUGCGAUAGCCCUCCGGCCUGCUAUAGGUUCGAGGUAGCAUUUUUUACGUAUCGGUUUGUCAUUGUCGAUACUUCUCUUUCAAAACGGGAAACAAAAGGAAGAAGGAAAAGAAAGAAGAAAAAAACAUUCCCAUCAACCCCGACUCUUGCGACGAAGCCGCUUUCGGGGCGCACACCCAACCCAGCCCAGCUCGGCCCAGCAGCAGCAGCAGUAGCAGCACAUCGCCCUUCUUGUUAUUCUCCACAGGCCCAACCAAGACCGCACUUACACCCUAGGUUCCUACAGCGCUUUCUCUGGGGGACAAAAUAGCGGGGUUGACGACAAGCCCUUGCAGCAACCCUUUUUCCCGAACUCAUCAAAUCCUUUCCUGCGCUGCCACUCUCUCUCCCAACUCGGUCGGUUUUCUACUCUUCCUGCUCUUCCCCGCAAGAGCAGUUCCUGUCGGAGACUUCUAAAUGGUCACCCUGAUGCCUUCCCAACUCAACGGGAUUGGGAUCCCUAUCCGGCCCGCCAAACAGCAGCAGCAGCAGCAGCAGGAUCCCUCAAAUCACCACUAUCACGGUGACUCGGCCGUGUACAGCACCACCAGGACGCACAAGCACUCCCGCUCCUCCUACUCCGAGUCGUCACCCUUGGCCUCGUCAAGAAACAACUCCCUGACGUUCCGCCCUUUCAAGCGCCCGAUGCCCACCCCUAACAAGACGAUCGCCGUCAUCAACGCCAGCGGUCGCCAGGCUGCCUCUUUCAUCAGGGUUGCCACCGCCGUAGGCUACCAUGUCCGCGCCCAGCUGCGGAACCUCGAGGGCGUCGUGGCAACAGAGGUCAACUCAAAUCCCAACGCCACCGUUCUCGUCGGUGAGCUGUACACGAGACACAAGCCCACCCCGGACAACAGGGACGUGACCACUAACGGCCCCAUCUCCGGUGUUGGUGUAAAUCACGACCUGAUCAAGGAGCUCUUCCGUGGCACCCAGCUGGCCUUCAUCAACACCACCUUCUACGGCGACGAGCUGGAAAUCGGAAAGGCGCUUGCCGAUGCCGCCAAACGGGCUGGUGUUCAGCACUACGUCUACUCCUCCAUGCCGGAUCACGCAGCCUACAACGCGGACUGGCCGUCGCUGCCCCUCUGGGCUGCCAAGCACCAGGUAGAGGAGUAUGUGCGCUCCAUCGAUCUGCCUUCGACGUUCGUCUACACAGGCAUCUACAACAACAACUUUACGUCGUUGCCGUACCCGCUCUUCUGCAUGGAGCUUCAGCGCGACGGGUCCUUCCGGUGGCAAGCCCCUUUCCACGAGGAUGUGAAACUGCCAUGGCUCGAUGCCGAGCACGAUGUCGGCCCUGCCAUUCUGCAAAUCUUCAAGGACGGCGUGGCCAAGUGGCGUACGAAGCGCAUUGCGCUGGCGUGGGAGAUGCUGACUCCACGCGAAGCUUGCGAGGUCUUCGCCCGAGGCGUUGGGCGCCCUGUCAAGUACGUUCGAGGUCCGAUCGACCUGAAGGUCAAGAUCCCCAAUGGGUACCGCCAGCAACUCGAGGCACUGGAGAAGCUGUUCUCGCUUGGCCACCAGGACCCCAAGAAGCAGCCUCCGUACUUUGGCGACGUCGAGCUGGAGGACAACUGUCUCUCCCAGUCCAUGGCGCUGUGGGAAGGUCCGCGGGGUCUCGAGGAGUACGCGCAAGAAGUCUUUCCCCUUGAGGAACAGGCCAAUGGCUUGACAUGGAUGUUGGAGGAAGAGGAAGAUGUGCCCGAGGAGGAGGCCGUGCCGGCCGCCCGUCAGAGAGAUCAACAGGUGGAGCAGGCAGAAGAGGAAGAGGAGGAAGAGGAAUACUCGGACGACGAGGAUGGUUUGGUCAUGAGAGGCCUCAAGAGAGACGAGGAGGAAUGGCUCGCAUAAGGUAUCUC